Hibiscus syriacus is the source of this 721-nucleotide messenger RNA. RefSeq names its product lamin-like protein. Gene Ontology annotation, cellular component: plasma membrane. NCBI's taxonomy places the organism in Eukaryota, Viridiplantae, Streptophyta, Magnoliopsida, Malvales, Malvaceae. The transcript has 2 exons. Gene Ontology annotation, molecular function: electron transfer activity. Bases 16 to 720 code for a protein of 234 amino acids. The record is from RefSeq and is a predicted model, not a curated record.
ACCAUCACUAAAAACAUGGGACGGAGCUCUGGGUAUUACAGUACUUCAGUUCUGCAAUUCUUCACCAUUGCUUCCUGUCUCCUGGUUCUGUCUUUCACAGGAUCCGUCACAGCUUACAAGAACUACACGGUCGGUGGUUCCCUUGGCUGGUUCGACACCCUUGAAAAGCCUGAUGUCAAUUACCAGAAAUGGGCGGAUUCCAACAACUUCAGCUUGGGUGAUUUCCUCGUCUUCAAUACGGAUAACAACCAUUCAAUAAUCCAAACAUACAAUUUCACCACGUACAAGCUCUGCGAUUACGAUGACGCUCUUCAAAACGACACGAUUCAAUGGUCGGCGGCGGAUCCGUCGUCCACGGCGCCUCAUCCCAUCUCAGUAGCGGUCCCUUUACUAAAAGAAGGGAUGACCUAUUUCUUCUCCAGUGAUUACGACGGCGAGCAAUGCAACAAUGGUCAGCGCUUCAAGGUAAACGUGACCCACGGCCAAGGGUUGCCCAAGAGCUUACAAGAUCCGCCGGAUGAUGCGCCGGCACCCAACAGUGCAGAUUUUGGGAGCGACGAUUCCGCCCCUGAAACCAUCGUGCCGGCGAACUUCGAUCACCCCAUUGAAGAGGAUAGUGAUAAGGACGAAGCUUCUGGUUCUGGAUCGAUUUCUUUUGGCGGCAGAUUCAAUAGGUUCUUAUUGUUGUUUCAAAUUGUUUGCAUAUUCUUGAAAUUUUGAU